This is a messenger RNA of Drosophila biarmipes, 3476 nucleotides long. RefSeq names its product YTH domain-containing protein 1 (gene Ythdc1). Lineage: Eukaryota; Metazoa; Arthropoda; Insecta; Diptera; Drosophilidae. The transcript is spliced from 3 exons. The coding region runs from base 140 to 2305 and encodes 721 amino acids. The record is from RefSeq and is a predicted model, not a curated record. Gene Ontology annotation, biological process: regulation of alternative mRNA splicing, via spliceosome; mRNA splicing, via spliceosome. Gene Ontology annotation, cellular component: nucleoplasm. Gene Ontology annotation, molecular function: N6-methyladenosine-containing RNA reader activity; mRNA binding.
GCCAUCGACAAUUCGUCGCCGCUGACGCAGAAUUUGUGUGUAAAACCUUGUAAAGUUUGUGUGAUUUCGCGUUCCAAACCCGAACUAUUGCGGUGGAAAGUGGAUAGGAAGUGGCGCUAAACCGGUGUCCACCCAAUUAAUGCCGAGAUCAGCCAGUAAACAAACGCUGCCGAUGCGCGAGAUGGCGGACUUGGACGCAGUGCACCUGGGCCUGGACGAGAACGAGGCGGACAUUGCCGAGGAGCUGCAGGACUUCGAGUUCAACACACGGAGCGAGGCGUCGGAGUCGAACGGCGGCGACUCCUCGGACUCGGAGCCCAGUAUCAGCUCGGUGAGCACUGCCACAUCCUCGCUGGUGGGCAGCAGCAAGCGGAAGACCAAGAAGCUGAACAAGGAAAGCCCCCAGCCCACGGUGGCUGCCAAGUCCUCAAAGUCCUCCUCCUCCAAGAACAAGGGCAAACGGGAGCCCACGCCCGAGGAUCUGAACGGUGGCAAGAAGAAGAAGCGCACGGGCAGCGAGUCGAAGAAAACCUCUUCCUCUGAGUCCUCUGAAAAAGUUAAGGCCAAAUCUCCGCCUGCCGAAGAGCGCCAGCCGGCGGCGAAGAAGUCGCGCACCAAGAAAGCCACCAAUGUGAACGAUUCGGGUGGCCACAAGAGCGAUGCUAGCGAGGCCGAGGACGAGAAACCAGCUCUUCCAGCUCUCGAGUCCGACAGCGAGUCCUCCGACUCGGAUUCGGGCACCCAGCACAAGAGGAACGGGGGCAAUGGUGGCGGCAAUGGCCGUGGUAAGCCCAAUUCCAAGAGCUCCACGCCGGAAAAGGAUUCGGGCGGCGUUGGUCCGCAGUCACAUGCACAGAAGGGCUACGACUACAUGACCAAGCUGAACUAUCUGUUCCGGGACACGCGCUUCUUCCUCAUCAAGUCCAACAACAGCGACAACGUCCAGCUGUCCAAGACCAAGAGCGUGUGGGCCACGCUGCCGCAGAACGACGCCAAUCUUAACCAGGCCUUCAAGGAGGCCAGAAAUGUGCUGCUCAUCUUCUCGGUGAACGAGAGUGGUAAAUUUGCAGGCUUUGCCCGAAUGGCGGCUCCCUCCCGGCGAGACAUUCCCCAGGUGGCCUGGGUACUGCCGCCCAGUAUUUCGCCCAAGGCACUGGGCGGCGUCAUCGAGCUUGACUGGAUCUGCCGCAAAGAGCUGUCCUUCAACGCCACCCUGCAUCUGCACAACACCUGGAACGAGGGCAAGCCGGUGAAGAUCGGUCGCGACGGCCAGGAGAUUGAGCCCAAGAUCGGCGGCGAACUGUGCCGUCUCUUCCCGGAGGACGAGCAAAUCGAACUCACGCCGAUACUCAAGAAAUCCAAGGAGACGGCUCGAGUAAUGCGGGAGAAGGGCAUCCAUGUGAUCUACAAGCCGCCCAGAAGUCUCUCCUCGCGUGGCCACGGCGGCGGAGGAGGCCGCGGCGGAGGCAGGGGUGCCAGUCACGACCAGCUGGGUCCGAUGCGUCACAAGAGGAGCUACCACGGACCACCACACCAUCGCCCGUACCGUCACCAUCAUGGCAUGGGCCUGCCACCGGGCGGUGGCUUUAAGAGAAGCGGCUCUCCCUACCGCCAGAUGGGCAGUGGAGCAGGAGCACCACCCGGUGGUCCCGGCGACAUGGCCAUGCCGUCGUGGGAGCGCUACAUGUCCUCCGCAGCAGCUGCUGAAGCCUAUGUGGCGGACUACAUGCGCAACAUGCACGGCCAACUGCCGCCGUUGCCCUUCGUUCCUCCCUUCGCCCAGCUGCCGAUGCCAGGAGCUGGGGCCGGAGCAGCGGGUGCCCUGCCACCGGGAGCAGCUGCCAUGUACGAGCAGCUGCCGCCGCCGGUGCGGUACUACGAUGGACCGGGUGCACCACCACUGCCGGAUUAUCCGCCUCCACAGCGACCACCGCCACCGGGCUUCGAUAAGGCGCCGAGCUACGAGGAGUUUGCCGCCUGGAAAAACGCUGGCCUGCCCACAGUGCCACCGCCAGGCUUUCCCGUGUACGGCGGAGCAGCCAAUGGGGGUAGCAAUGGAGCUGGCGGGGCAGCUGCAGCCCAGGCGGCUGCUGGCGGAAGCAUGGGAGUCGGAGGAGGCGGCGGAUCCGGCGGCGGGAUGGGUGGACCCGGUGGCUAUCGGAAUCGAGACGGCAACAACGGCUCCGCGGGCGCUCGUCGGCGAGAGUACGGGAAUCGCAGCGGUGGAUCUUCGCGGGAUUCGCGACCGUUUCGCGAGCGUGGCGGUGGCGGCGGCCAGCGAAGCUAUCGGGACAACAGGCGCUAGGCCGCAUCGAGAUCGGGCUCCUGGCCUCGCUAGAAUCGGAAAGUGUAAUCCUAAUCCUCUCGCGUGUGAAAAUUCAAAGAUAAAUAUUGAAUGCGUUACGGUGUAAGCGAAAAGUUGAUAUGAUAAAACCGAAACCAAUCCUAGACCUACGAAAAGCGGCUAUCGUCUAGAGUCGAUACAACUCUCUGUCCCCCCUUUCUCUCUGUCCCGCUCACCAAACACCCCCCACCACCCACACUAAGAUUUAAACAAACUUACGACUUAAGCAAAUUUCAAAACAGCAGAGAUCUUAAUGCUAAUUAAAUAUUUUAAACCACAAGAAGAAAAUACAAAAUGAAAGAGAGAAAAUGUGAACUUUAUUUACCCAAAACCAAAAGCGAAAACCUAAAGAGCGAGAGAAAGAGACCUUAAAGAGACGCCCAACAACAACAACCACAACCAACAACAAUACCAUGAACGAACUUAAGUUAACAUGAGAGCAGUGAUCAAACAGUGAUGUGUGUAUCGUGUGUGCCGAACCCCACAAAGCCCCCAUUCUCCACCCACAACCCCCUAAAGUUCCAAAAACGAGAGUUGGACACAACAAAAGCAAGCUGAAAAUCGAAGGGGUUCCAGCUAGUUUGCCCCAGAAAGACUUUCAAAGACCCCAAUGGAGCCCAGCUCCCAAUGGGGACUGUGAUAGUAAUAGUCACUGCUACCAAACUUCAAGGUCGAGGGUCCGUCGUUUCGAUCCGAUGCCCGCUUCCUUAUACGUAGUAUUAAACUAAUGCAAUCAUUUUUAACACUUACAUGUCUUGCCGACAGAAGACCAUUAAGAUAUCCCAGUAACAGACACACAUCCGCCUACAUUUUGGCCGCAGACCCUGCGGCCCCUUAGCAUUCCGAACCGUAGCAAUCCGAACUGUUUGACCCACCAGAUGGUCACCAUUCCCCAUCGUUUCCACUCAGAGACUGCCACAUCUUCAGCUCAGACCGCCGACAAACACCCAAACACAUUCCCGGACAGACCUAGGGAGUUUGCUCUGUUUCCUUGCAGGAUCGGAACCCCACGCUUGGGAACCCGGACGGAGUUGGAAACCCUUUACGUGUUCAGAAGAAAGCCGGAGAGAGACCCGUAGAAAGACUGAUGGCAAAUAAAAACUCGAGCUGAUUACAAAUAUAAUAACACGGU